ACAGCUUGAUCUGUGGAGGCACAUGACCGGGCUGUUUACACCUGCAGUGUUCGGCGGUAUGACAGAGAAGACAGCUGCUUACAUACUUACUACAUCAGUGUUAAAGCGAAGAUAAUUUUGUGAAGUGGGCAGUCACAGAGGGUUGGCAAGUCGCUGUAGUCACCUCAAUCCCUGGAGGGUCUCUGCACCAUGGAAGACACAGAUGUGGAGCAGGUGACGCUAGCUUUAUUAGACGUUGCGAAUGACAAAGACACAGGGGUCCAGGAGCAGGUCAGGAAGUCUGUGCUUACCCUGGGGAAGAAGCAGCCAGAGCGUGUCUUAGCCAUGUGCCAAGACUACCUGCUUAAACACCCCAAGCUUAUAGUGAGCCACAGAGUUGUGAUUCUUCGAACAAUUGAACUUAUAGUUGACAGCAAAAUAGAGGACAUCAGUUCCAAUAAAAUCAAAAGCAUCAUCUCACUUGCAUCUGAUGAAAUGACACGUUCAAAGGAUGUCAUCCCUGAUUGGCAACAAGCAGCAAGUAAUAUCUUGGUUGCUGUGGGUAACAAGCACAUAAAUGACAUCAUGGAGGAGAUUUUGAGCAAGUUUCAGCCUGGAGUCCUCCCCCACUUCUUUGUUGUUCAGACAUUGGCCAAUCUGUCAGACUCUAAUGUUUUUGGUAUGGUGCCUUUCUUGAAUGCUAUAUUAGGCACAAUGCUGCCCAUGCUCAACAUGGCCAAACAGGACAACAUGAAGUGGGUCUUUUCUUCUGCUCUCCGUCAUUUCAGUGACAGCAUCCUGGAAUAUCUGGCAAACCUUGAUAAAGCUCCAGAUCCCACGGUUAGAAAAGACACCUUCUCCAGUGAAAUUUGUGCUGCUUUUGACAUACUUUUCCAAAACUGGUUACAAAGCAGAGAGCCUAAGUUGAGGCUUACUGUGGCUGAGGCAUUGGGGUCUAUGUGUCACCUAAUGGCAAGUGACAAACUGGAGGAACACAUUCCAAAACUGAUUCCGUCAAUUUUGUCUUUGUAUAAAAAACACAACAAUGAGCAUUAUAUUAUAAGCAAGAGCUUGUGCCAAGUGCUUGAUGCCUCUGUCAAUAUGGGCAGCCGAGUGUUGGAGGCACAGCUGGACAGUUUACUCUUUGCUCUUCAUCAUCAGGUGUCUGUCUCAGUGGAUUACAGUAACCCACCAACUGUAAAGAACCACAAUGAGGUCCUUCGCUGCUUCAGUUUGCUUGCUAACACAUUUCCAGACCGGUUGAUUAUGUUUGUACUUCAGAGGUUGGAAAACACCAAUGAAAGAAGUAGACUGGGCUCUUUGGCAGUGCUUCGCCACCUGAUCAACUCUAGUACUUCCACAAUGGAGACAAAAAAGCUCCUGAUAUUAGCCAGCAUUAGACAGCCAAUGGCUGACCACAGCAAUAAGGUGAAAAAGCGAGUGGUACAGGUCAUUAGUGCCAUGGCCCAUCAUGGUUACCUCGAGUUGGAAGGAGGAGAGUUACUGGUUCGGUUCAUUGUUCAAAACUGUGCUCUACCUGACACGUACCAACGUGGACAAAGAACCACAGAUCCAGAAGAGGUGACAAAUGAGGCCCUUAGAUCAAUGUGUGACAACACUCUCCAUUUGCUCACUACCACUGUUGGACAACUAGCAGAUGUUCUUUGGCCAAAACUUUUGUAUUUCCUGACUCCCCCACAGUACAGCAGUGCCACCACUCCUCUAUGUAAAAGUUUAACAGUGCUUGGAAAUAAGAAGAAACUUAACCAGGAGAGCAGUUUCCACAUAGACUUCACACAAGAAGUUAAUUUACCCACCCCUCAAACACUAUUCAUAAGGCUUCUGGUGAAUGCAGAUUUUCCAUUUAAUAGCAGAGACCAUGGCGCUCCUUCACUGUCUUUGCUUCAAGUUCUCAGCACCAACAUCCACCCAAAGAUAGACACACUAUGGGACAAUGAGAUACCGCCAUUAUUGGCAGUUUUAGAGGAUUCCACAGUUGAAAGUCUUGACAAGAAAAAUUGGGAUGAUAAAUUGUUAAAGUUCUUGUCCAAAACACUAGCUACUAUUGAAGAUGACAGGUGGGCCUGUCAGUUGGCAUCUGAAGCAACUCGGUACCUUUCCACAUAUAAUAAUGCCUUAGAGGAAAAGAGCUUCCUUUAUCGGUGCAUAGGAGUGAUUCUCCAGCAUAGUUUCAAUAAAGAGCAAGUUAAAAAACAGCUGCAUGAAAUUCUCCUAUCAGCACACCACAGCGAUGCCACUGAGAGAGAGGGAGUUGCGAUGGGUGUUGGUUUGUGCGCAAACAGCCAUCUGGAGGGUACACUUGCAAAACUGGAGGAGUUUGGCAAAUCAGAAGCUUUUAAGAAGUCACCAAGUAUUUUCAACUUGCUAAAAGAGCGUAAUGAAGUUGAAGUGGAGAAAGUGAAGAGUACUUUAAUCCUGUGCUAUGGACAAGUGGCUCUGCACGCCCCUCCAGAAAAGAUCCUGAACCGCAUCGACCAGGACAUCCUCCGAAACAUCAAUAAACACUUCAAUACUAAGGUUCUGGGGAUAAAAGUAGAGACUAAGGACAUGACCAUGAAGCUGAGCUUGAUCCAGAGUGUUGGUUUUAUUGCCAAAGCCAUCAGUGAGUCUGUGAAGAAACAGGGCUAUGUUUUCACUCGCAAACAAGAACUGAUCACAACUAUGUUGGAUUUCAUAAAGGCUGAGGCAGCUGACUCUUUGAGAACCCCAGUGCGCCAUCUAGUGAUGACAACUUGUGCCAACCUGAUCGCUCUUGACCCUGCUCUGAGCGAGAAUGAGACUUUUGAUUUGCUGAAGGUUUGUGUGAACAGUGUGUUUUCAUUGCCACCUGAGACACACACACCUGAGAAAGUUAAAGAAGAGGAAACACUUGAUCCUAAACAAAAACAGACGCUUUACAAAGACACUUUAGCUGCACUUCAAGAUCUGCUUAGGAGUGUCUUGUCCAGGGAUCCCACUCCAGAUGGCCUGCAGAGUGUUUUUAAGCACAUUGAAUCCUGGAUAAGUUCAAGUCAGGAUCACGAGAGGGAGAGAGCCAUUUCCGUUAUAGCUAACAUACUAUCAUACUAUCUAGAUAGCCUCACAGUGAAGAAUAUGGUUGCUUUCCACAAUCUUGGAGCUCUUCUGGGGCGGCUAUCUCCACGUUGCUCCGAUCCUAUUCUCACUGUACGAACCGCUGCCAUUGACUGUCUAUAUACUCUGCUUUACAUACAAUUACGAUAUGAAGGAUUUGCCCUUGAUUAUAAGGAUGAAGGUGUGGACAGUUUGCUCCAAUUAAAAGAAAGUCUAGAAAACCCAGACCAUGCUGUCCUAUAUAAAACUUGUUCAGACAUCACCAAGGUUAUGAGUAAACGAUUGCCACAGCACCAGUUGACAACACUGAUUUUCAUGCUGUUUGAGGGACUAGUGGACAGCCAGGCAAACUGCUGCAGAGCCUCUUCUGUCAUCCUCAAUACUCUUCUCAAGAACAGAGGAGGCGGACUGCAAGAACUGGUCCCUGAGAUGCUUGAGGUGCUACAUGUACGAUUGCAGAACAUUACAGAAGACCAGGUCAGAGUCGCAGUGGGACAGACAGUAUUGAUCUUGGCUUCUCAGCAUCUACAAACUGUAAUCAACACACUAAUAAACCAGCCACUUCCAUAUGACAGUUGGACCAGUGAGAUGUGGAUGGCUUUGGGAUCAGAUGCUGUUGUAGCCAAACAAAUAAUGGAAAUGGUGAUGGAAAAACUGCUAAUUUUGGCUCCAUACGUUGACCGCAAAGAUGGAAUGAUCAGAGGAGGAACUACUAAAAUAGCCACAAAUCAGCCUCUUGCUAUGACAUGUGGACUGAAAGACCUAUUAUUAAAUGGCCAAAGUCAAGAGCCUGCUCUGAGCUUGUUCCCACAGCUUUUCUCAUCUCUCACUGUGAGAAUUGGGGCAAGUGUUGGUGUUGCUGCUCCUAAAGACAAUGCAAAACAAACUGGGACUGUCCAUGUAGCAGGGGUUGCAAGUGACGCACUGAGGAUCUUAUUAGCACGAGCCCAGAUGGAUGAAGUCAUGAAAAGACUAGAUGAAGAUAAGGCCUGGGAUGCAAUGAGAGAGCCUAAUUCACACAUAAGUGGAAUUACACUACUGGCCAGAGCUGUUGCUAAGCAUGCAGGUCCACGGUUACCAGCGAUUGUUGAAUGCUUGUGUCCAUCUCUAAGUAACAUCUAUGAAUGUCAGAGGAUUACUGUCACAGCUUUCUUUUCUGAGCUGUUAAACCAUCACGUGGUGACAGAACUGAUGCUGAUUGAUGUGUUAAUGAACAACAUGAUGGAGAGGAUAUCGGACCACUGCAGCACGGUCCGAAUGUUGGCUGUGAGGGGGUUGGGCAAUAUAGCGGUGGGGUCACCUGAAAAGGUGAAUAAAUAUGCAAAGGAGCUGCUGGCAGCUAUGAGCUCAGGCAUGGAGGAGAAGGAUGAUCCGGGGAAACUGAUAACUCUUGAGGCCAUGUCUGGUCUGUCAAAAGUUCUCCUUCAUCUUGAUAAGAAAAAUGUUCAUUUACUGGUGGUCUAUAUUUUUAUGAAGAUUAAACCAUUCUUGGAGAGUGAGAAUGAUGAGAUUCGCUGUGCGUCUAUACAUCUGAUGGGAAACCUGUCAAAGUUUGGAUCAGGAGAGCCAGUCUUCAAAGACCAGAUACAUAAUGUCCUAGUGAGCCUGCUACUGCACCUGGUUGAUCCAAACCCUGAAGUCGUUAAGGCCUGUAAGUAUGCAAUGCGUAUUUGUGCUCCUGUGGUGGGCUCGGAGCAGAUCACGUCCAUGUUUCAAAACCACCUUCAUGAAGACAAGAACCUGCACUACGGAGAGUUCAUCAAUGACCUCACUAAAUACCUGAUCCAGGACUUCUCAAGCAUGCUAAACUUCUAUCACAUCUCCGUGAUCCAGUUCUUCAAAAGUAACUGGCCUGAAGUCAGAGCUGGAGCCGCCAUGUUUAUUGGAUUUCUGCUUGGUAACCUACAAGAGGAGCAUCUCUCCCACCUCAACAUGGGCAUUAUCACUAAAGGUCUUGUGAUGCUGCUUCAAGAUCCAGAUCCCAUUGUGCGGGUUAAAGCUGCUGAGGCCAUGGGGCAUUUUCAGUGACUCAAAAUAAGUUGUAUGACAAUGUUUGAAAAUAACUGGAACUCAGAGAGAUGCAUUUGUUUGUACAUGACAUUAACUACACUGAUUCUUGUACAUACGGAGCCAUAGAGAGUAGUCAGCAGCAAACAUUUUACUUUAAUCUCUGGUACUUGAAUGCUUACGUUAACUUUAUUUUUGUGACCAAAGACUGUGUUUCUGUAGCAUUUAGGAGGGCAAUAAUCAGUGUUUUGUCAAUGUGCAAAUUGCAGAACACAUUUUAGAAGAAAAGUAUAGUACAUAUUCAUUAUUUUAUAACUUGAUAUGUGAAUAGAAAAGUCUAUAUUUAGUACAUGACAGUGUGUUGGAGGUAGUUAAAAUUUAAAUUAUGUAAAGGUGCACUAUGUAAAUUCUGGUUUAUGGUCUGCUACCUGCUUGUUUCCACAUAGAAGUCAUAACUUUUCCUAGAAUGUUUCCCAGUAUAGCAUUGAACCUAUUUAUCUCUAUGAAGACAAGCAAGUGACUAUGAGGCCAAGUCACAGGUUAGAUCUGUGGAGAGGUGAACUCACUGUAAGAAUGCAUAUAUAAUGCAUUCCAGGCAAAGAAAUGACAUCUCCUCGGACACAAGUAGAUGACUGAUCUCCAGCAGAAAAUUGAAUAGUAUCCUUUAAGUUACUGGUCCAUACCAGCAUUUGUAAUUAAUUGUGUGAAUUGUUGCUUAAUUGAGAGAUGUCUGCCUCAGCACAUUUUCACUUAAAUCAUCUACAAAACAAUGAACUGAAAUUUGUAAUGAGCCAAAAAUCAUUUGCUAUCUUGGAUGUCUCAAAAGUGGGGACGGCUCAGUUGCCAAAGUAAAUACAUUUUGGCCCGUCUGUAGUGCACAACUUGGCAGUAGUCCUGUAUGAAUCUGAACAAAAUGUAGCCUCACAAUUGGUGCCAUAGCUUCAUUAUCAUCCAAUUUUAACUGAAUAAUCCAAAGGAAUGCCUUUAUACACAGUUGUAAUCCAUGCUUGAAGAAAAUUGUCUUAUUUGUGUGUAUCUAUUUGGAACAUAUCAACAUUUAUUGAGCACUAUAAUGUAAGUUGUGUUCUUUUUCCUUUUGCACUUUCUCCGUGUUGUUAAAUAAUCCCUAAAGUUGAGGCCUGUAAAAUGUUAUUUUAAAGGCGAUAAAUCUCAAAUUAAAUCUCAUUAUAUGUAAUACCUGUCAUAUUCUGUACCUGAUGUGGACUUUUAAAGAGAAACCAAUGGCACUUUGCAAAACUAUAUGAUCCUAUUAUUGAAGUGUGCAUACUGCUUGAAACUGACGUAAAACUAUUGCAUUUUAAGAACCUGUUCUAUACUUUUUCCUGCUCUGUUUUAUGAAUGUCAUUUACAUCUUAAAAUGCAAGAGUCUAGGACAUACGGCACUAAGGUAUGGGUUUAGGUGGACCAUGGAAACAUAUGUAAAUGAUAAUAAAACCAUAUUGUU
This is a messenger RNA of Periophthalmus magnuspinnatus, 6544 nucleotides long. It is a transcript of the gene mroh1, whose product is annotated as maestro heat-like repeat family member 1. NCBI's taxonomy places the organism in Eukaryota, Metazoa, Chordata, Actinopteri, Gobiiformes, Gobiidae. Gene Ontology annotation, cellular component: cytoplasm. The transcript has 45 exons. The coding region runs from base 190 to 5100 and encodes 1636 amino acids. The record is from RefSeq and is a predicted model, not a curated record.